Molecule: messenger RNA, 846 nt
Organism: Carica papaya (papaya)
Lineage: Eukaryota; Viridiplantae; Streptophyta; Magnoliopsida; Brassicales; Caricaceae
Product: Calcium-binding EF hand family protein
Molecular function (GO): calcium ion binding
Source: RefSeq, a predicted model, not a curated record
AAAUUAAAUUAUUUUACAAGCAAAGCGACAGAUAUCGUCAUCUUCACCAACAAAAGAUCUGCAGGGUCUUGAACCUAUUCGCUCAGAAAGAAAAAAGGAUAAGACAGAAAGAGAGGACGCCAUCGCCAUGGGACAGGUCUUAAACAAAUUUCACGGUAAGCAAUGGAGGGAGAAACAAAUAAGAAAUAUAACAGAUAAGGUGUUUGAUCGUGUCAAGAAUCAGACUGGAAGAGCUGCUUUGACUUUUGAAGACCUAUAUAUAGCUGUGCUACUUGUGUACAAUGAUAUUAAUAAGCGUUUGCCUGGUCCACAUUUUGAUCCACCUUCUAAAGAGCAAGUCAGAAAUAUGAUUCAGGAGUGUGAUGUGAACCUGGAUGGAGAAAUAGACCGUGAAGAAUUUGUGAGAUUUAUUCAGCAGCUUACAUCUGACACUUUCAUCGUGGUUAGUCAGGGACUGCUCAUCUCUUUGGUUGUGGCACCUACAGUUGCAAUGGCAACAAAGAAGGCUACUGAGGGUGUCCCAGGAGUUGGAAAAGUGGUGCAGAAGUUACCUACUUCAAUAUACGCAUCCCUUGUGACCCUUGCUGUUGUGUGGUUCCAGAGUUCAUGCCAGGAGAUUUAGAACUCUCUUAUCUGUUGGAUUAUAUCCCUUACUUUGCUUGUAUAUAAGAUUAACUGUUUUUAGUGUUGCCUGUAACAUGGCAUGUUUGCAUAUUUGCUUUGCCACAUAAGGGUGGUUACUUGCUGCCUUAUAAUAGAAUUUUAUACCUGUCAACUCGGAGGGAAUAAGAUGGCCUUUUAUGUGCAGAUAUAAUAGGAAUCGGGACAGAUGAGACCUGUUGUUCU